GUGCGAGGGGUAUCUAUGUUAAAAACUCAACUUUUUAACAGCUCCAAAAUAAAGUUAAGAGUACAUGCAUAUUUCAGCAGAAUCCGUAGCCGACUCAUUUUUAUUCAUGCUCACUCCGGAUUUUAGGAGAUGUUUGGCCACCGCGCAGAAAUCACCGUGUAGGAGAAAUAUCGCAUCCCCUCAGCGGCUUUUAACAGAUCUCCAUGACAACAAUUUGCAAUGGUGAAGAAUUCGAUAGCAGGGCGCUUGGAGGCUGAUUGGGGUGCAUUGUGAGGGGCCUGGGGUCGCUGAUUGGUUCAAGGAAAGCACCAUAACUACAACGAGUUUAUAUUCAUUCAACUUGUUGAAGUGCUCCUACUGCAGCCUGGAGAGAAGUCUGUGCUUGGACUGCGGCUUCAGAGUCUGGAUCCAACCGGCAGUGACCUUGAUGGUGGGCGACCAGCUCUAACAUGGACUGAUUUAAGAAAGUCUUGGCAAAAAUGGCAAAUGCAGACAGCGAGGUCAAAACGCUGCUGAAUUUUGUAAAUUUGGCAUCCAGUGACAUCAAGGCGGCCCUGGAUAAGUCAGCUCCGUGCAGACGCUCCGUGGAUCACAGGAAAUAUCUGCAGAAACAACUGAAGCGGUUUUCGCAGAAGUACUCUAGGGUGCCAAGAUGCCACACGCACAGGCCCGCGGAAUAUGGAUGCGGAAGACCGGUGGGGACAGGUCACCAAAGUGUGAAGGUCGCAGAAAAAGCCAGCUCGGAUGCGCAAGAUGUGGAGAAUGUGGGGAGCGCAGUGGAGCAGGUGCCUAUGAGGAAACGCCAGCUACCAGCCUCAUUCUGGGAGGAACCCAAGCUGACCCAAACUAAGAGGGAGCACUCUCAUUUAGCAUUGAAAAGGAGCCCUGCGUCCACAUCUGAGGGCGGUGAAAAUGAAAAGAGAAAAAGGAAUUAUGGUAAUGAUGCAAAGGCCACACUGUCUGCGUCCAGUCGGCGCAGCUCUGCGGACAAAGAGACGCUUAAAUUGGACCUGACCUCUCACCACUGUGUGAGUGUGUGCGGCUGUUGCCCCUUCCAGUACCACGGACACCAGGUCCUCCACAGUCACAUUGUUGUCCCCCAUCCGCCUGUGGGACUGUGGGGCAAGACAGCAGGGACUGAGUCAGAGAGACCUGAGCAUCCUUAUGGACAGAAAAUUCACACACAUGUUGUGGUCAAACCCAUACCGACCAAACCCACCGUCCAGUCACCCAUCUUCAGCGUGUUUGGAUUCAUUUAAUUACUCACACUUAAAAUAAAUGUAUAUAGGACUAAUUACUUUCAUUUUGUGUUUCUGCACAGCCUCUUUCUCUUUCAGCAUUUGAACAUGAGACUCUUUCUCAAGCACUUAUUGGAAUGCUUCAUCUAUUUUUAUUGUUUAAAUCUAAAGGACUAAAUUGCACUUGCAGAAUAACUUCCUCAGCUUCACUUUGAUGCCAGUCUGAUGUCACCAAGUAUCUGAAAAUUGACAGUAAGUUAAAAGGUUUCUACUUUUAGGUUUCUACAGAUACUGCCUGUUCUUUGUAAGGUAGGAAGAAGCCAUGCAAAUGCAUUAAAGCAUCCUGUUUUAGUUUCCUCUUUCAACUAUGAGAAUAGAAUGUGGGGCAUAGAUUUUGCUUUUUGUUUGUCAUAGGCACAUUUGAAACAAUUGCUUUUAUUUUUAAAUAAAUGAUUCAACUUCCUUCAAGAAA
Messenger RNA from Seriola aureovittata, 1710 nucleotides. RefSeq names its product protein FAM181A-like. Bases 480 to 1259 code for a protein of 259 amino acids. The record is from RefSeq and is a predicted model, not a curated record. Lineage: Eukaryota; Metazoa; Chordata; Actinopteri; Carangiformes; Carangidae. The transcript has 2 exons.